This is a messenger RNA of Phytophthora nicotianae INRA-310, 369 nucleotides long. RefSeq lists its product as hypothetical. Bases 1 to 369 code for a protein of 122 amino acids. The record is from RefSeq and is a predicted model, not a curated record. NCBI's taxonomy places the organism in Eukaryota, Oomycota, Peronosporomycetes, Peronosporales, Peronosporaceae. The transcript has 4 exons.
AUGUAUCAGCCUGAUUCUUCUGGUGAGUCGUCAGACGUGCCCUCAACGGAUCGCCGCCACGUGGCGUCUGUUACAGUCGACGAGACCGUUGCGGGCCACUCAGGCGUUAUGAGCAUGUCGUCCCGGCAUCAGCGGGAGAUGAUCACACGUUUUCCGGAGCUUUUGUCGGUGGAUUGCACGCACAAGACCAAUCGGUACAACUACCAAUUGUCCACCCUAAUGGCGAUCGAUGACAAGGGUCGGGGCCAGCCUGUCCAGCAUUCGUUACUCGAACGAAAUGCCGACUGGCGUAUGUCGCGUGCUUUGGAUCACUUGUUCCGGAUGGAUCCUGAUAUUGGAGAGAAAGUGCAGGUUCUUAUGGUCGAGUGA